AUGUUCGGCAGCGUCUUCUUCAUCUUCAACCGCUUGGUAGAAAUCGUCUUCCUGAUUCCCAUCAUCGGCAUCCUGGCCUAUUUUGUCGAUGGCUACCUCAAAGCAAACAUGCUGACACCCGCCUACAUCCUCGUCCUCUUCAUCGUCAGCGUCCUAGCCAUCUUCUGGUGCCUCGACACGCUGAUCCGAUUCAGCACAACUAAGCGCUCUGCCAUCUUUGUCUGCUUCGUCGACCUCCUCUUCUUCGGCGCCUUCAUCGCCGCUGUCUACCAGCUCCGCUUCAUCGCAAACGCAGACUGCGGUCAUUGGGAGGGUAACGCCUCGAUCUGGGUUUCUCUCGGUCCCUUCGGGCAGUAUGGUAGUCGCACCGAUAAUCCGCUCUCGUACCAUCUCAAUAAGACCUGCGCUAUGCUGAAGACAUCGUUCGCGCUCGGUAUUAUGGAGGUUAUUUUCUUCUCAUGGACUGCUUUCUGGGCGCUUUUCAUUCAUACGCGCUCGCGGGAGGUUGUUGUUAAGGAGACGCAUGUUCGUCGGCGCAGCCACUCUAGUCGUCGGGGUCAUUCUUCUGGUUCGCAUCAUCGUCACCGGAGCUCGUCGCGUCGGCCUGCUUAUGUGGUUUAG
Penicillium argentinense is the source of this 621-nucleotide messenger RNA. RefSeq lists its product as uncharacterized. The record is from RefSeq and is a predicted model, not a curated record. NCBI's taxonomy places the organism in Eukaryota, Fungi, Ascomycota, Eurotiomycetes, Eurotiales, Aspergillaceae. The transcript is spliced from 2 exons. The coding region runs from base 1 to 621 and encodes 206 amino acids.